AGGGAUAAAGAUGAAAUGCAGCUUCAUUCAUUUUGGCUUGAUGCUCAUGAUCCUUCUUAUUGCUUGUCGUGCAGUAAACAUGGAUACACCGAAACAUAUUAGCUUAAACUGUGUUUGAACAUCAAAAGAUAGCAAAGAUGUGUGGCGGAAGGGAAGAUCACUUUGUGUUUGGCCCGUGGAAAGUGUUCGCAAAGUCUAAUCACAUCUUGCAGUCGCAGUGUCCAACUCCGUCGGUAUGCAUCAAGGCUCUCGAAGAUGAAACAGGAGGUGAUUCACAAAUAUGCAUGCUGUGCAGGUAUAUCAAAGAGCUCAAGCUUCCAUGUCACCCAGACAUGACAUUUGCAAGUAACAUCCUCCGCCUGGAGCACACCUCGGGUUGUGGCAUGGAAUUCACGUGCUUGGAUGCCCUUCGAUGUCUCAGUAGUGAGAAUUAUGUACCCAAAGUUGCCAUUGCGCAGGCCUGGCAAGAGGCUAGAUCAGACACUGACUGCCCCAAGGAAGUCGUGAACCCUUUUGACUGGACAUACACCACAGAUUACAGGGGAACCUUUUUAAGUACAGGUAAAGAGAUUCAGGUGAGGGACACAACGGAACGCAUCGACAUGGAAAAGCUCAAGGUGCGUGAACAGAUAGUCUUCUACCAAGACAUCUGUCUCUACGAGGACGAGUUGGCCGACCAUGGCAUUGCACAGUGCUCUGUCAAGAUGCGCAUCAUGAAGAACAACUUCUUCAUCUUGUUGCGCUACUUCCUGAGGAUCGACAACGUACUCAUUCGCAUGAACGACACACGCAUCUAUCAUGAGGCUGGCUGGGAUUACCUUCUUCGAGAGUAUACCAGCAAAGAAGCGAAGGCCAAUCAGCUCGAUGUUCCAGUCAGUGUGCUGACCAAUCCGGCGGCGCUGAGCGAGCAUCUUCCAGUCAAGUCCGUCCACCUCGAGAAGCUGGUCCUGCCGGCGUCUUAGGUGAGGACCAAGGAAGCCAUUGCUGAUCGCCAGCUGUGGUACGCAACGAGACAGUUUUCGUUCUUUAGUUGUCGUUGCAGCGUCUGGACGAAAAAGCAAGAAAGAAGCAACGUUGAAUGGAUGUGCGCGGUCCAGGACACAUAUUAGUGUGCGUGUGCGACAACGUGUAUACGGUUAAAUUUGUGCGACCAGUUGCAGUACGGUGUACUUAUUAAACUCGUCGGAGCAGGCAGUAUUACCUCCAAGGCCUCUGCGCACCUAGGCAGCACUUGAAAGCGUUGUGUCUCUGGAAUAGCAGAGUGCUUCAAAACGUCCUGCAUAAACGUUUUUU
Ornithodoros turicata is the source of this 1293-nucleotide messenger RNA. RefSeq names its product TIP41-like protein. The record is from RefSeq and is a predicted model, not a curated record. Gene Ontology annotation, biological process: TOR signaling. Gene Ontology annotation, cellular component: cytosol. The transcript is spliced from 7 exons. The coding region runs from base 138 to 962 and encodes 274 amino acids. Lineage: Eukaryota; Metazoa; Arthropoda; Arachnida; Ixodida; Argasidae.